AUGGUAGUUUCAAGGUUGCUGGAGGAGGUUGAUGUGGUUGAGUCAGAUUUUCCUCGAGAGGACGAGCAGGACACCAGCAGAAAGGUGCAGCAGGCCGCAAGCCCAAAGGCCGGGACGAGCAAAUUUGGAGCAACACCAGACAAGAAAGCAGGAGACGGAGAGGAUACGGCAACCAGCAGCAUCCCGUCACCAGCGAGCAACGGUAUCCAUACGCAGGCGCAAUGGGCACGGGUGCAGCUGAGCGAGCAGUCGAAGAAGCACCAAGAGAAGAAGAGCAACUUCGACUCCUCCGCUGUCUCCAAACAAGCUCAGUGGGCGCGUGAGCAGCUGAACGCGCAAGCGAAGAAUCAGCAGGUGGAGAAAGAGAAGUUCGACUCCAAUUCCGUCUCUCAACAAGCGCGCUGGGCGCGUGAGCAGUUGAGCGCUCGAGCCAACCAAGAAAGGGCAAAAGAAACGACCUUUGACACAGGAGCUGUCUCUAAACAAGCCAAGUGGGCAAAAGAGCAACUUAGGCUGCAGAAUCAAGAUGAACUUCCCAACGAGUUGUCGGAUUAUGACGUUUCAGGUCAAAAAUCCUUGGUUCAUGCAGAAAAGGCAUCGGGGUUUGGAGAGGAAGAAAGCGAGGAGAAUCAAGCUCAGUCAGACCUCGAACUCGUGGACUCGCAAGUUGCACCAACUCUGGAAGAUGAAAACUGUUUUUCGCAAACCGACAAGUCUCUAAGCAAGUCUCCACCUGCUUCCUAG
Molecule: messenger RNA, 744 nt
Organism: Guillardia theta CCMP2712
Lineage: Eukaryota; Cryptophyceae; Pyrenomonadales; Geminigeraceae
Exons: 2
Coding region: 1-744 (247 amino acids)
Source: RefSeq, a predicted model, not a curated record